AUGGCGGAAGGCGUACGUGACAUCCCGAACGAACACAUUGUGUGUCAGUUGUGUGGGUCUCAUAAUGACCUCCAGUUGUGCAGUAGGUGUAAGACGACUUGGUAUUGUAGUAAAGAACACCAAAAAUAUGACUGGAAGUAUCACAAGAAAACGUGCAAGAAAAAAACAUACAGCGACUGUAAAGCUAACAGUGAUAGAAACGACGGCUUCAACAUGACAAGCGCGGAAUUACAAACCAGAGUGGGCGAGGUCAACAACUCUGGUAUGGAGUGUGUGGGACGUGACAAUACCAGUGUAUCACAUUUAAAAACAAACACAUCAUUUGGUUCAUCAACACACGCGAACCUUCCUCCGAAAUGUGCCAAAGACGGAAGCAGCGGACCCCGUCCUUUUGCAUCUCCUGGAUCGAAACUAAGGGAUAAGCUUUCCGGUGACUUUGAAUCCCCGGAGGCGAAAAGUGGUGUACGUGAGAGCUCGGACAUAGACGACAAGGAUGUCGAAAACAUGUCAUUCCGUAGUAUGGACUUAUCUGAUGAGGUUGUUCCGUCAGGUUCAUAUUUGGAAAGUUCAAAUAAUGAUACUUUCAUAACAGAGGGUAGUUCGGAGACGUUUAUUUUAGAAUCAGACGAUUCAGCCUUGUGCAAGCCUGAUUAUAGCUCGGGCAAAUCUGAACAUUCCGAGAGUACCAUGUACCCUAAAGGGGAUGUAAAUACCCGACAGACAUACAUAUCAAUUAUAGAGAGCAGAAAUAAGGCACUGGCCCAGUAUGUUGUAAAUUGUCUUAAUAAAUAUGGUAUCUGUGUUGUUGACAAUUUUCUGGGUGAGUCUAAAGGACAAGAGAUCUUGGAAAAUGUGAUGUCUUUGCACAAGUCUGGGACAUUUUCAGGGGGACAGGUUAUAGAUCAGUCAAUGAAAUCUACUAAAAGAAUUCGUGGAGACAUUAUUACUUGGGUAGAUGGUACCGAACCAGGAUGUGACAAUGUGCAGUUUUUAAUUUCCUCUGUGGAUGCUGUGAUUUUACAAUGUGCAGGACAACUGGGACACUUUGAUAUCAAUGGAAGGACAAAGGCUAUGGUAGCAUGCUAUCCUGGGAAGGGCUCUCAUUACAUGAGACAUGUUGACAACCCCAAUGGUGACGGGCGCUGUGUCACCUGUAUUUAUUACCUCAACAAAGAUUGGGAAGCAAAGGUUAAUGGUGGGCUACUUAAAAUAUUCCCGGAAGGCCAAAAUACAGUGGCCUCCAUUGAACCCAAAUUUGACCGUCUGCUCUUCUUUUGGUCGGACAGACGGAAUCCUCAUGAAGUUAUGCCAGCCUACAAAACACGAUAUGCCAUAACAGUAUGGUACUACGAUUCGAAAGAACGAAGGAGAGCUGUGAAAAAGUUUAAAGGUAAUAAAAACUCCAAGCAGACUUCUGUUCCUCUGAUUAGCAGCCAAAAGUGAUGAAAUUCAUUGUGUGUUUUGCUCAGUGAUGGUGAUUUCAAGCUUUCUGUGACAGCAUUUGUAUUGAUAAUUGUUGUCAGGAAGUACAACUCCUCUGUUUCUUUGAUAAAUGAUAUCGCAGAACAAAUCCGUACCACACAGCAUUGACUUCGGACUUUGAUCAGGUUACUUUGUGUAAUCUACUAUGAACAGAUCACUUUACAUGCAGUUUACUAUGGACAGGACUUUCUCCAAAUUUUCACUGGUGCAUUCUUGUGUUUUCUAGAGAAAGAUAAACUUGUUUUAUAACCCAGGAAAAGACAGAGGAUGGCUCACACAAGCUAUGAGUUCAUUUCUAAUAGUGGGGACAUGUCACCACUAUAUGUUGCGUAACCAUAUAAAAGUUGGAAAAUGUCAUCAAAUUUGAUUCACAUGUAUUACGCCAUUGGUGAUGGUCUGACAUGCACCUUUCAAGACUAUAAUUUCAGAUAUUUCAAAAAAGGAAAAUGUAGGGAAAAAAUAUGUGAUGUGGAUAGAAAUAUCUCGCCCUUAAGAUAAAUACAUUGUAUUUCAAAAUUUAGCACAAAGCUUUAAAUUUUGAAACAUCAUUCUCAUGUAAAAGAUAUCUCUCUCCACAUCACACAGAGAUUAAAGCUGUUUAUCUAUUACUCAACAUACAGCUUAUUGUAGACAGGUGAUUCUUCACACAGAUUAAUGUGGACAACUGACUCGCCAUACAGUUCACUGUUGACAUGUGAUUCUCCAUAGUUACUGUGGACGACUUACUUGCCAUACAGUUUACUGUGAACAUGUGACUCUCCAUACAGUUACUGUGGACAUGUAAUCACCAUACAGUUACUGUGGACAGUUGACUUGCCAUACUGUGAACAUGUGACUCUCCAUACAGCCAACAGUGUAUGAGUGUCUCCUUACAACUUACUUUGGUCAAGUAACUCUCCAUACAGCAUACUGUGGUAAAGUGACACACCAUACAGUUUACUGUAGACAGAUAACUUGAUAUACAGCCCACACUGCUUCAGUGAACAUGUGACUCUUCCUGCAGUUCACUGUGGACAUGUGACUCUCGAUACACCAUAGUGUGGACAUGGGACUCCCUACAGCUCACAGUGGAGAGCAGACACACCAUACAGUUUACUGUGGACUGGUAACUCUUUAGGUCACUGGACAGAUGAUUCACCUUACAGUUUACUGUGGAGGAGACACACCUUACAGUUUACUGUGGAGGAGACACACCUUACUGUAUACUGUGGAGGAGACACACCAUACAAUUUACUGUGGAGGAGACACACCUUACAGUUUACUGUGGACAGGUAACUCUUUAGGUCACUGGACAGAUAAUUCACCUAACAGUUUACUGUGGAGGAGACACACCUUACAGUUUACUGUGGAGGAGACACACCUUACAGUUUACUGUGGAGGAGACACACCUUACAGUUUACUGUGGAGGAGACACACCUUUCAGUUUACUGUGGAGGAGACACACCUUUCAGUUUACUGUGGAGGAGACACACCUUUCAGUUUACUGUGGAGGAGACACACCUUUCAGUUUACUGUGGACAGGUAACUCUUUAGGUCACUGGACAGAUAAUUCACCUAACAGUUUACUGUGGAGGAGACACACCUUACAGUUUACUGUGGAGGAGACACACCUUUCAGUUUACUGUGGACAGGUAACUCUUUAGGUCACUGGACAGAUAAUUCACCUAACAGUUUACUGUGGAGGAGACACACCUUACUGUUUACUGUGGAGGAGACAAACCUUACUGUAUACUGUAGAGGAGACACACCUUACAGUUUACUGUGGAGGAGACACACCUUACUGUUUACUGUGGAGGAGACACACCUUACAGUUUACUGUGGAGGAGACACACCUUACAGUUUACUGUGGACAGGUAACUCUUUAGGUCACUGGACAGAUAAUUCACCUAACAGUUUACUGUGGAGGAGACACACCUAACAGUUUACUGUGGAGGAGACACACCUUACAGUUUACUGUGGAGGAGACACACCUUUCAGUUUACUGUGGAGGAGACACACCUUACAGUUUACUGUGGAGGAGACACACCUUACAGUUUACUGUGGACUGGUAAUUCUCCAUACAACCUAUUUACAUAUAACUAAGCCCAACCUAACAUAGAACCUUAUCUGAUCUAUUCAGAGCCUGAGUGGAACCAACACUUAAUCCAAUGUGGACAGGUGACUCUCCAUUCAGUUAUUGUGGAUAGGAGACUCACCAUACGUCUUAAUAUGAACAGGCAACUCGUACAACACACCAAAAUUUCUCUGGCUCUGCUAAGCUGAUGCACUUCAAAAGUACUUCUGCUCACUGAUUAUUACAGUUUGUACCAUGUUGUUUUGUUUACCUUUAUAAGAGGAAUUAGGUGUUGAAACAAUUGACAUGCUUUUAACAUUUAGUUUGAAAACAUUUUCAAGAAUGAAUUAUCAUCAUCACUUAAUCAUGGAUAUUUUAAGCUUUACUUUCCUUGAAAUUAAAGAUACUUAUUUUAUCAAAUGAUGUGCUUUUGGUUUCACAACUUAUUUUAUCAAAUGAUGUGCUUUUGGUUUCACAUAUUUGUUUUACAGAAAUGUUAAUUUUAUAACGGCAAACUGCAAAAUGUUACAAUUAAUCUUUGAACCUUUAUAUACUGGUGUUUGUAUAGAAAACAAGUGUUAUAUGAUGAUCGAAAUUAUAAUAUUUACAGUCAGAUGCUCUCCUUGUACUUUUUUUGACUUUUUCCACACCUCUUUUAUAAAUGAUACACAUCCUCGGUGAUCUACUUAAGGAACUACAAUAUCUUUCAAUCUUUGAAAUGUCUAGAUACAAAUUUUGAGUUUAUAUUGUUGCAGAGAGCAAUUAUUUUCUACUGUCCCUGUUGUAUGGAGAUUGACAUAUGUAACCUCAGGAAUGAUCCUUCUAGCAUGUGACAAAAUUAAGUGAUGGAAAUUUGAAUUAUUUUCCAGGAGAGAAUAUCUUAUUUAAUAUAGACAAAGGACAACAUUACCAAUAUAAUGUGGAUAUUUUGGACAAAGGAUUCUCUGUUCCUUAAAAACUCUUGUUACAUUUAUCUUUAAAACUUUAAAUACUGUGAUAGUACGUGGCAUGGCAGAAGGGGAGAUAAUCUAGAGUACAUAAACAUUCAAGCAAUAGUCAAAUCUGUCUGUUGGUUUUCUUUCCAUGAUGUAUAUAGGUAUUAACAAAUAUCGUCAUGAGGUGAUUUCACAUUAUGAUAAUGCUAACCCCUUAUCAUUGCAAUACUUGUCUAAUAUAGUGUUAACUGGAAUGAAAAGCUUUGCUGUCACAUUGAUUUUUCACACAUUGUGUGAAUGACUGUAAUCUUGUACCUUUAGGUAUAGGAGUUGUUCAAGAUUUCAUAUUUUUUCUUUAUACAAAUUUGUUGAAGAAUGCUAUAAUAAAUUCUUAUUAAUAUGCCAAA
Molecule: messenger RNA, 4877 nt
Organism: Ylistrum balloti
Lineage: Eukaryota; Metazoa; Mollusca; Bivalvia; Pectinida; Pectinidae
Product: egl nine homolog 1-like
Exons: 5
Coding region: 1-1443 (480 amino acids)
Biological process (GO): peptidyl-proline hydroxylation to 4-hydroxy-L-proline; cellular response to hypoxia
Cellular component (GO): cytoplasm; nucleus
Molecular function (GO): L-ascorbic acid binding; ferrous iron binding; peptidyl-proline 4-dioxygenase activity
Source: RefSeq, a predicted model, not a curated record